UUUUGACAAAGUCUAGCACAAAUCUUUGCUUUCUAAACUACCCUCUUACAGAUUAUAUCCCUUUCUCUGUACUUUUAUCUCCAGUUUCCUUUCAGGCUGAUCUAUCUCUGCUGUGCUAGACAAGUCAGUGUUCUACCCAUAAACCUAUCAACACUGGUAUUCUGCAGGGCUCUGUUCCAUCUCCCACACUUUGUCGUUCAUUAAUGAAUGUUCUCUCCAAAACGAACUAUUCCAUUUACUCCCACUCUGAUGACUUUAUUCUGCUUUACUCACCAUAACACAAAACCUUACCAACAGGAAUUCCAAGACUUGAGGCUGGACGCUACAGGACACUUAACCUCUGACCUUACUUUCAUUUUUGAAUGGGGCAGAAGGACUUUACUUUCAUUUUUGAAUGGGGCAGAAGGAACUUGGUGUCCUUCAAUAACUCAGUUUCUCCACCUGUCAACUCGGCACACUCUUCCACAGACUGAGCUAUCCCAAAUUCUUUGAUAACACUCAGCCGUCCCCUUCUUCUACACUAAACAUUCUCGGUCUAUCCUUAACUCAGUAUCUCAACUGGAAAAUUCCAUAUAGUUUAAGCUCAAGAGGUGGCGCUGUGGCUCCCGAGGCUGGCUGGCACCACCUCUGACACUGUUACUAAUAUGCUUGUGUUCCCGUGAGCCCUGCCCCAGCCGGGACUGUGGUUUUGCUGCUGUUCCUGCUAUUUCCGGAAAGAAGACAAUGCAAAGGAAGAUGCAUGCUGCUAGUGGUGUUGAGGCGCACUGCGGGGAGGGACCACAGUCAGCGGCCCGCCAGUCGCGCGUCGGCAGCCGUGAGUGGACCACGCGACGCCCCGCCGCGCCGAUCAGCAGUAAUGGUGAUGAUGGUGGUGGUGGGGGAGGUCCAGCUAGAAGCAGUUGUGGUGGUGUUGGUGGUGAUGGUGGUGGUGACAGCAGCCGCCCCGGUCACCACCUUCCUGGCCGUGGCUAGGGACAUGGCCCCGCCACCCCUGGUCACCUCCUUCACUACCAAGACCAAUGGCACCACCGUCUCUGCCAACCUGGCUCAGUGCGGACAGUUGUGUUUUGCUGCAACAGUUGAGCGCUGUUUGGCCUUUGUGUGGCGGCCACUCACUCUGCCUGUUCUGACCAGCACCAACACCAUCAACAGUAGCAGUGGCAGGGAGCUUGGUUUAGAGGGGAGUUGUGAGUUCCUGUCAUGCCUGCCCCACCCUGCCUCCCUCGUGGCCUACCCUGGCGCACAGCUCUUUGUGGUCAAGACCGGAGACUCUCCCAGCCCUCCCCCGGCCUUCAAGCCCAGCCUAGUGCCAGAGAGCUACUCCAUGGCAUGCACCUUUGCCUUCAAGGUGUUCAGUGUCCCAGAGCUGAGCCAGUGGCAGGCCUCCAAGCACUGUGCCCAGGAUGGUGCCCGUCUCGCUGUGUUCAAGAGUUAUGAGGAUGAGGCAGCAGUGAGUUUGGACGUCAGACACACAGAGUCCUACUGGAUUGGGCUGACAGACAGCCAGCGGGAGGGUACAUGGCGCUGGGCUGACCGGAGUGAGGUGAAGUAUUCCAACUGGGACACUGGCCAGCCCAACAACUUUGCAAGGGGAAGGGAGGACCAGGACUGUGUGGUGCUGUUCAAGGGCCGCUGGAACGACCGCCAGUGCCGCCAAACCUUUGGGUUCAUCUGCCAGGUGCCUCUGCUGUACCGCUGACACACACAGGCACCAAUAAUCUAAGCAGUGGUAGUUGUGACUGUGCAUGGGAGCCAGCCAGACCCCUGAAGACUGCACGAGAUAAUUACUGACGACAACAGGAUGCUGCUCUACAUCUAGCAACAGGAAGGUACCCCGUGGUGGGUGCCUUCCCCUUGCUGCAGCCUUUCCACCCUCCAGUCAUGUUUGUUCCUCCUCCACAGCAGCCAUAGGCCAGUGUGUGACAUGUUAGAUUCUACUGAUAUGCAUGCAUCAACAUUUCACAUGUGCACCGGUAGUGUUUGCUUCAUGCAGUUGCACAAUGUAGAAUCACUAGUUUGUACAGGUCACUGCAUACUGACUUCAAAAUAGGUGAAUCCCUUCCCAUUUCUCUCACUACUGCUUACAGGUUUUACAUUAUAUUUACAAACCCCAGUUACCCUGCCCACCCCUUACUAUAUAGGUUUCAGAGGCUGUGUUGUAUAGUGUUUUGGGAAUAACUUUGUUAAAGUUUUGCAUCAGAAUAACUUGGCAGAGUAUGUUUCAUAUUUUGUUCUGUUUUUGUCAAUAUGAUUUGUUAAAAAGAUGUGGAUACUUUAGGCACCUGUAUGUAAAGGUACAUAACUAAAACCCAGCAGAUGCCUGAGCUAUCCAGCUGUGAACUCAACAGCGGAGGUGUUGAGUAUCUUGGCAGGCAGAGUGCUGGGCUCGGUGCUGCCACAACUGAAUGAAUUAUACGCCGGACAUGUUGUUGGCCACUGCACAAAUGCACAACGCUGUCUCCACAGAAAAGUUUGCUAGCCUUGCAAAAUGAAGGACUUCAUCAGCUGGGUUUUAGCCUUACAUGCCUCUUGUAAGUGCCUUAUUUAUUUAUCUACAUCUUGUUAAAAAUCAUACUGACAUAAAUGGGGCAAGGUCUAAAACAUGCUGUCAAAUUAUCAUGCUUAUCCAACACUGUCAAAAAGUUAUUCCUGAAAAUUAAUUUAAAAGUCUGAAACCCAUGAUGAGUCAAAUAAAUCUUCCAGUAAUGUCCAAUUUCAUGGCUCACAUCUGUAAUGCCUCAAAUCAACACAGUGACCCACAUCAGGCUUUCAAGACAAGCAACACAGCUGUUUUCUGUCAUCUAUUGUUAGAGAGAAGGGGGAAAACAUUCCUCUCCUCACUGCCUGCCUGAUUACAGCCACAUACCACUCUCCUUCCCUUUUACUCCAUGGCUUCAGCAUAAAUAAUAAGUUGUUCACAAUUAGCUGAGGAUCACACACCACCAGGGUUGUUGCUGUUAUCUGUUAUUCACAAAAUUAUUGUGAAUUUAUGCUGAAGCCAUUGGGGAAUGGGCGAGAUGUGUUGUAUGGCUGUAAUCACGAUGUCGUGUGGAGGUGAGAAGUCUCUCUCUCCAAGAAAGAUACAUGGAUUGAUGUAUGAACAGAGAAGCUUGUCUCUCCUGGAUCCAGCACAGCAUUGAUAAAUGUAACCCCAGGUCGAA
This is a messenger RNA of Eriocheir sinensis (Chinese mitten crab), 3161 nucleotides long. RefSeq names its product collectin-12-like. Bases 740 to 1699 code for a protein of 319 amino acids. The record is from RefSeq and is a predicted model, not a curated record. NCBI's taxonomy places the organism in Eukaryota, Metazoa, Arthropoda, Malacostraca, Decapoda, Varunidae. The transcript has 7 exons.